This is a messenger RNA of Toxotes jaculatrix (banded archerfish), 2036 nucleotides long. It is a transcript of the gene riok2, whose product is annotated as RIO kinase 2 (yeast). Gene Ontology annotation, biological process: maturation of SSU-rRNA; protein phosphorylation. The coding region runs from base 99 to 1643 and encodes 514 amino acids. Gene Ontology annotation, molecular function: protein serine/threonine kinase activity; ATP binding. Lineage: Eukaryota; Metazoa; Chordata; Actinopteri; Toxotidae. Gene Ontology annotation, cellular component: cytosol; preribosome, small subunit precursor; nucleus. The record is from RefSeq and is a predicted model, not a curated record. The transcript is spliced from 10 exons.
CCGAACUUCCGCCUUCCACAUGUGUUUACUGAAAAUGUGGACAACCUAGCUCAAUAAAUAUUAGUAUCAGCAGUCUAUACACGGUAACCGUUUGAAACAUGGGGAAGCUGAAUGUCGUGGUGUUGAGAUACUUGUCUCGAGAUGACUUCCGAGUCCUCACAGCGGUUGAGAUGGGGAUGAAGAACCAUGAGAUUGUUCCAGUGAGUCUCCUGUCAUCCAUUGCUAGCCUCAAACAUGGGGGUUGCAACAAGACUCUCAGAGAACUUGUCAAGCACAAGCUUGUUGUCUAUGAACGCACCAAGACUGUGCAGGGCUACAGGUUGAACAAUGGAGGAUAUGACUACCUUGCCCUGAAGACCUUGUGCUCCAGAGAAGUGAUCAUUUCAGUUGGUAACCAGAUGGGAGUGGGUAAAGAGUCGGACAUAUAUAUUGUGGCAAGUCCAAAUGGGGAGCAGUAUGCGCUGAAGCUUCACAGAUUGGGUCGUACCUCCUUCAGGAACCUAAAGAACAAGAGAGAUUACCACAAACACAGGAAGAAUAUGUCCUGGCUCUACCUCUCUCGCCUCUCUGCCAUGAAGGAGUUUGCCUACAUGAAGGCAUUGUAUGAUAGAGGUUUUCCCGUUCCCAAACCUGUGGACUAUAACAGACAUGCUGUAGUGAUGGAGCUCAUCAAUGGCUAUCCACUGUGUCAGGUUCAUGAGCUACAGGAUCCACCAGCCCUGUACAAUGAGUUCAUGGAGCUCAUAGUCAAACUGGCCAAUCAUGGCCUGAUUCACGGAGACUUUAACGAGUUCAACCUUAUGUUGGACGACCAGGACCACAUAACUAUGAUCGACUUCCCUCAGAUGGUGUCCACAUCCCAUCCUAAUGCUGAAUGGUAUUUUGACCGUGACGUGAAAUGCAUAAGAGAUUUCUUUGCAAAAAGGUUCAAUUACGAGAGCGAGCUCUUUCCAACCUUCAAAGACAUCAGGCGGUCGUAUUCUCUAGAUGUUGAAGUCUCAGCCAGCGGCUUCACCAAAGAUAUGGAGAGAGAUGGUGCAUUGCUGCACCCAGCUGGACCAGAGGAAGAGGACGAUGAUGAUGAGGAUGAAGAGGCAACAGACGAGGAAGCAGAAAGAGAAGAGGAGAGUGUGGACAUGGAGGAAUAUAAACAUGCAAUGCUAGAGCUGGAGGGUCUGAAGGUCAGCGACACACAUGCAGACAGACAAGAUGAGGAAGAGGAAAAGAGUGAAAAAAGAGAAGAAGAGCCUGAGACUGAGGCUGCUGUUCAAAGUGAUGACGAAACAGAGAAAGACUUAGAGGAAGAGUUGAAGGAAGCAGAGGAUGAGUGCCCAGAGCUGGCAGACCUUUCUGCCUCCAACAAAGAGUUCAAACCCUUCAGAGACUCAGACAGUCUUCUGCACAUGGCAGAGCACAGGAGGAGGAGGACGGACAGUGAGGCCACAAUGGGCAGCACAGGGAGCUGUUCUACCAUACCACCAGAGGUGGUCCGUCAGAAGGUGCGGAGGCAGCUCACCAAACAGCAGAAGGCAGCACAGAGGAGACGUCUGCAAAAGGGAGAGGCCAACUUGGUGACCAAAUCCAGGAGGGAGAACCAAAAUAACAUCAAGUCUAGUAUGGAGAGUGCCAGCUUCUGGGGAUAAAUGGAGACUGCAGUGAUGGACAGACAGAAAUCAUGUCAACAUCCUUUUUGUUUGGUUAACAUGUGCUGCAUGGUUCCCCUGUUACUCUGUCCAAAGACUUGUAAACACAGGAUGGUUGAUGGGAAAAUCCAACAAGACUUGUGCAACAGCUCAGCUGCUCUGUACUGUCAUGGAAAAAUCAGAGAGAGGGAUGACAAAACUAAGAUCACACUGAAGUGGAAAACAGUGUGAUCUUGUUUGUAUUUCUCCAGUUGGUUCUCCUACUCCUCACUUUCAAGUAUGAAGACAGGCCAUAGUUCUAUUUGAACUAUGUGGACUAUUAUGCGUCACACACAGUCUAAUGUAAAUAUAAUGAAGUGAUUUCAUUGACAAUUAAACCAUUUAUACAUUUCU